UUGACUUCACUGUCUGUGUCGUCAUAUCCGUUUGACAGCUUGUACACUUCCUGAAAGGAAAGGAAGACAACACAGUGAAUGCUACUUGAAUAAACAAAAAAGCUUAAAAAUCUUUCUUUUACGGGUUUUAGUUCUUCUAAUACCCACUUUGUCAAUAUGUUUUCCUUCCAUGUUUUCGACCCCCCAAUGGGCCGGGGCUUUCCGAACCGCUUCUCCACUCAGUACCGGUGCUACUCUGUGUCGAUGCUGGCGGGACCCAACGACCGCUCCGAUGUAGAGAAAGGAGGCAAAAUAAUCAUGCCACCUUCUGCUCUCGACCAACUUAGCAGGCUCAACAUCACAUACCCAAUGCUGUUCAAGCUGACCAACAAGAACUCGGACAGAAUGACGCAUUGUGGCGUUCUGGAGUUUGUAGCAGAUGAGGGGAUCUGCUACCUGCCACACUGGAUGAUGCAAAAUCUCCUGCUGGAAGAAGGUGGUUUGGUUCAGGUGGAAAGUGUUAAUCUCAUGGUGGCCACUUAUUCAAAGUUCCAGCCUCAAAGUCCAGAUUUUCUGGACAUCACAAACCCCAAAGCAGUGCUGGAGAAUGCACUGAGAAACUUUGCAUGCUUGACAACUGGUGAUGUGAUUGCUAUCAACUACAAUGAAAAGAUCUAUGAGCUGCGAGUGAUGGAGACCAAGCCAGAUAAAGCGGUGUCUAUCAUUGAAUGUGAUAUGAAUGUUGAUUUUGAUGCACCUCUGGGUUACAAAGAACCUGAGCGGCGAUCUCAGAACCCGGAUGAACCCACAGAGGAAGAGACAGAUCCAAGCAGUUAUGCUGACAUGGACCUCGGAUUCAGAGCUUUUACCGGUUCUGGCAAUCGUCUGGAUGGUAAAACAAAAGGGAUUGAGCCCAACCCUGUUCCUCUAGCAGCAAGUGACAUUAAAAGAGGAAUUCCCAACUACGAUUUCAAAGUUGGCAAAAUUACUUUCAUCAGAAACUCCAGGCCUCAGCCCAGGAAAGUGGUCGAUGAUGAUGAUGCCCUGAACAAGUUCAUUGCCUUCUCUGGACAGGGACAGUCACUACGCAAGAAAGGCAGAAAGCCUUAGAGCUGCAGGUGGACAGUUAAACCAAUGUGACGUCUAUCUUAGAGCUUUUAUGUAGAAUUUUGAUGAUAUUUUUUGAUUGAAAUUCUCAUUUCCUCCAAUAAAGCAAAGUUGCAUUGAUGUUCUUUGUUUUUUUUCUGCUGAUGUGCGGGAGGACAAAUAGAAAAUUGUCAGUAUACACUAUAUCACCAACGCAGAAAAUAAUUGGAAACUUUUGUAAUUAUGAUCAUUUUACACUUUAAACAGCGUGUGUUUUUUGAGUAUUUUUUUCUUUUUUAAAUGCUGUUAUGCUGUUGGUAUUUUAAUAGGAGCAUACCUUUACUUUUAGUUAAGUUGUGGUGUAAAACAUAUUUUUUUUUCCUGAAAUAUUUCUCUUGGCCUGUAAAAAAAAAUCCCUAUGCAUUUUCCUGUUUUAUUUAUAAACAAAUAAAUGUUUUUGGAA
Molecule: messenger RNA, 1528 nt
Organism: Oryzias melastigma (Indian medaka)
Lineage: Eukaryota; Metazoa; Chordata; Actinopteri; Beloniformes; Adrianichthyidae
Gene: ufd1l
Product: ubiquitin recognition factor in ER associated degradation 1
Exons: 12
Coding region: 157-1089 (310 amino acids)
Cellular component (GO): VCP-NPL4-UFD1 AAA ATPase complex
Molecular function (GO): polyubiquitin modification-dependent protein binding
Source: RefSeq, a predicted model, not a curated record